AUGGUGGUCGGCAGUAUGAAUGUGGCCCAUUCACUCCAAAUCAAAACCAUUCCUUCAUCCUCCAAUAGAAUAAUGAUGAUGGCUUCUCCACAAACACCCAUUCAAGUCAUCCAAACAAGUCUGUAUACGAAUGAAAGGCUUUCUCCUGGCUCUCCACUGCAAUGGAUCAACACUAGAAAGCAACCCAUGCAGCAUCAAAUUCCUCUCAUUAAAUUACAUUCUCAAACGCAAUAUCAACAAAUCAUCGGAUUUGGUUGUGCAUUGACCGAAGCUGCAGGCUUUACCUUUGCCACCAUGAAUGAUCGUAUCAAGCAACAAAUUCUUGAUUUGUAUUGGACCGAAAAGGGUUUGAACUACACAUUGGCUAGAAUUCAUAUGAAUUCAUGUGAUUUUAGUUUAGAUAAUUAUUCGUGUGAUGAUGUCGAGGGAGAUUAUGAAUUGGUGAAUUUCAAUAUUCGAAGAGACAAAAUUUUUACGCUUCCGCUCAUUAAGAGAGUCCUCAAUCAAGUGAAAAGCAAUUAUCCAAAUAAGGGAGAGGGUUUCAAAAUCUUCUUAUCACCUUGGUCUCCUCCCUACUGGAUGAAAUACAACAAGAAAAUGGAUGGUAGUGCUCAACCCAAUGGUUUGAUCAAUUCUACACAAAUCAUGAGUGCUUGGGCAUUGCAUUUCUCAAAAUUCGUCAGUCACUACAAAUCAGAGGGCGUGGAUCGCAUGUGGGGUCUCACUGUUCAGAACGAACCUGAGUUUGCAGCUCCAUGGGAUGCUUGUUGUUACACUCCAGAUUAUCAAGCGUACUUUAUAGCGAAUUAUUUAGGUCCUCGCCUUAAAGCAGAUCAUCCCGAAUUGAAAAUUAUGAUCUACGAUCAUAAUCGUGAUCAUGUUGAGAAGUGGGCUCAAACCAUCUAUUCCAAUCCAAAAGCAGCUCAAUAUGUGGAUGGAAUGGCAUUCCAUUGGUAUGUCGAUGAGGAGUAUGAAAAUCUCUCACGCGCCUAUCGUGUGAAUUCUCAAAAAUUCUUAUUGGCCACCGAAGCUUGUUGGGAUCAUGGAGUUUCUUUGGGAAAUUGGACAAGAGGUGAAAAGUAUGGCUAUGACAUUAUCAAUGACUUGAAUAAUUAUGCAAGUGGUUGGACUGAUUGGAAUUGUAUUUUGGAUUAUCGUGGUGGACCAAAUCAUUUAAAUAAUUUCUGUGAUGCUCCAAUCAUUGCUGACAACAGAACUCAAGAAAUUCACAUUCAACCUACUUAUUACUAUUUUGGACAUUUUUCAAAAUUCAUUUCUCAAGGAUCAAGAAGAAUUCAUUUCGAACAAUUAACCUCUGAUGGUAAACAACCGUUGGAAAAUUCUCUUCUUCUCACCUCAUUCAAAACUCCAGACCACAAGGUUGUGACUGUUGUUCAAAAUAAGGAUGAACAAUAUUUGCAUUUUUACAUGGUGGAUUCCGAUGUGUUUGGAGAGGAAUAUUAUGUCUUGGUGUCAGUACCUCCAAGAGGAAUCAAAACUUUAAUUUAUGAGUACUAG
This is a messenger RNA of Naegleria lovaniensis, 1518 nucleotides long. RefSeq lists its product as uncharacterized. Gene Ontology annotation, biological process: glucosylceramide catabolic process. NCBI's taxonomy places the organism in Eukaryota, Heterolobosea, Eutetramitea, Acrasida, Naegleriidae. The transcript has 2 exons. The record is from RefSeq and is a predicted model, not a curated record. Gene Ontology annotation, molecular function: glucosylceramidase activity. Bases 1 to 1518 code for a protein of 505 amino acids.